GCUUGACAGUCGACGCCAUCGACGCCAUCUGACACCGCUCCCGGAAACUAUACGCUGCAUGGAAGAGAAACUCCUUCGGAAUAUCAACGACCAUCUGCAUCGCUUCUCGAAAUGUCGCAACAAAGUGCUAUCCAGACGACGACGGCAACUACAACGGUCUCGGAAAUGACGCCGGUACUUGGAACUCUACAGUCCGUGGGACCUAAUAAUCAGACAUCAUCGGUUUUGCCUAACGUGCAAAGCAGCACUACGACAACCCCUGUACAGUCACAAACGCAAUCUCAACAAACUCAGUACGUUCCCCAAACUCCAAAAUCGGUGCAGCAGUCAUCUACUCCAAGUUCUUUUAGCGAUUUUCCACAAUUUUUAACAAAAACAAGGUUACAAGAUUUGGUAAGAGAAGUAGAUCCCACUGAACAGUUGGAUGAAGAGGUAGAAGAGAUGCUUUUACAAUUAGCAGAUGAUUUUGUGGAAACAACAGUGAAUGCAGCUUGCCUGUUAGCUAAACAUCGUCAUGCAAACACAGUGGAAGUUAAAGAUGUACAGUUACAUUUAGGAAGAAAUUGGAAUAUAUGGAUUCCUGGGUUUGGUACAGAUGAAGUUCGUCCAUACAAGCGAGCUACUGUCACUGAAGCACAUAAACAAAGAUUGGCGCUUAUACGAAAGUCUAUCAAGAAAUAUUAAUUCUUUUAUGAAUUAGUUUUUCAUUUUCGAAAAUUAAGAACUUGUAUUUUAUAUAUUUUUAAAAGUCUCAAGUAUUAUACUGCUGUAGUCUUGCGACAAAACUGUUCAUCUUGUAUAUAAUUUUUCCUUUUCACACACAUACCAGUCGUUCCUCUUUUAAAUACUAUUUUACUAUAAUGCAAACGAUAAAAAUAGAUUAGAUGUAAAAACU
Acromyrmex echinatior (Panamanian leafcutter ant) is the source of this 895-nucleotide messenger RNA. It is a transcript of the gene Taf12, whose product is annotated as TATA-box binding protein associated factor 12. Gene Ontology annotation, cellular component: transcription factor TFIID complex; SAGA complex. Gene Ontology annotation, molecular function: protein heterodimerization activity; DNA binding; TBP-class protein binding. The record is from RefSeq and is a predicted model, not a curated record. NCBI's taxonomy places the organism in Eukaryota, Metazoa, Arthropoda, Insecta, Hymenoptera, Formicidae. Gene Ontology annotation, biological process: RNA polymerase II preinitiation complex assembly; DNA-templated transcription initiation.